Molecule: messenger RNA, 1314 nt
Organism: Fomitiporia mediterranea MF3/22
Lineage: Eukaryota; Fungi; Basidiomycota; Agaricomycetes; Hymenochaetales; Hymenochaetaceae
Exons: 2
Coding region: 1-1314 (437 amino acids)
Source: RefSeq, a predicted model, not a curated record
AUGGCACCUGGAUUUCUCGAUAUUCCAUUCGAACUCAAGUAUAGGAUCGCGGCAUCGAUAGCCCCUCUGGAGGUCCUGAAGACAGACUUCACAGCACAUAGCUGUUGCAUGAGCAGCGAUGAACUCGAAUCUGUCCAGCCACGUUUCCGAGACCUCAGAAACUUCGCGAUGGCAUGCAGCGAUACAAGGGGACUGUGUAAAGAAUUCCUCUCUCAGGUUGUCGAGUUGAUCGGCGAAGAGUCACACAUCCGCUUCCUGAGGAGAUUGGAUGAUGGUACGCUUCCGGAUUCUAUCCAGGAUACUUCGAAUGUAAAGUUCCUCUCGUUCGGAGGUUUCAUCCUCCAUGACUCUACAGAACAUGGAUGCGACGAUUACUGCUCCGAGUUACAAGAACAAGACGACAGAAUUCGACGUAUCCUCGCUCAUUUCCCAUGUAUCACGACAUUACAUCUUGUUAACGUCCCACUCUCAAUAUUGACAGUCAAGGCACUCUUUCCAAUGCAAGCUCUUCGCACGCUUAUCAUCGUCAAUCCACAACCAAAUCCACGGGGCACAUAUAGUAACUUUACCCUUCGAUGCGAUCAGACUAAGUGGUAUUUACCACAAAUAGCAAACGUUUCUGUCGUUAUGGGAGAUUCUCGUGCGAGUGCGUCUUUGAGCAACAUAAUCUCAUUAUUCGAGGAGAGCAUUACCUCUUUGUCAUUGAGAAGCGAGCAGAGAGGAUUGGUGGUUUCCCCAUGCGGCGCGCUCGAACGAGCCACUAUUUCUCUUGGCGAUACAUGUUGUUCCUGGCUUCCAAACCUCAAACACUUAUCUAUGGGGUAUCUCCGGCUCACUCCUUUCGAACUCGGAUACAUCGUGCCUAAGGGCGAAAUUAUGGACUCCCUGUCAGUGGACUGCCGGGGUUCACUGGAACAGUCCCUGCCUAUGGUGUAUAUCCUGGAAUUAAUGGGCUCCCUCGCCGGCGAUGAUAACCUCUUGUCCAAUUUGCAGGAGUACUAUUGGAAGCGUGGUUCAGGACAGUAUCAUGGACCUUACAGAUAUGAGGAUGACAUUAUGCACAGACCCGUCGUCCACUUUUCUGGCACUUUCUCGAGUGAGAACAGUAGCUCCCCCUAUACCAGUCAAGCUUCUCCCAAGUACAGAAAAGUCAAGAUCCUUCAGCUCACUUUCCAAGAUAACGAUGAAUAUUAUGCAAGGACAGAUGCGGCCGAACUGUUGAAGCUUGUUCGAAAGCGUAGCCCGACGCUGAAUGAACUUGACGAGAAUUCAUUCGUGACAAGCGUGCAAUUUGCAGGAUUUGGGAAACAUUGA